UAAAACAAUUAGAUUAAGGUUGUGUAGUUGGUGAAUGCAAAAAGGGGAAUGGGGAGGAGAUUAUUGUAAUUAGCUAAUGAGGCAUCAACUAUUUAUGAUCUACAGUUUACAACGACCGUUUAUAACAUAAAAACGGAGAAGCGACACAAAAAUUACACUAACGUUGGAGAUACCUCCAGAAAUGAAAGGCUUAGAGAUGUCUGUUUUAUUGACUGCUGUGCAAACAGAACUAACGAAUACCGAAAAGGUACGACUCAAUGACGAGCAUACAACAACAGGUCCCAACUUGGAACACCUUGAAAACAAAGAAAUAACGACGAAUUCUAAUUCGAAUGAAACAAUUGCCGACUUGGCAAGCUUUAACCAACAUGACACAAUAACUGGUACACAAAAAAUCCCAGUUAUUAAAUCGACGAGCGAUAGUGAUUACUCAAAAACAUCGAAAGGAACCGAAAAUGACAUGAAAAAAAAACCUUACGGAGGACGACCACUUCGUUUCCAAUGUCCCAAUUGUGAACGUAGAUUCCAUGCUCCAAGUCACUUAAAACGACACAUGUUGUGCCAUAGCUCAGAACGACCUUUCCAAUGUCACAUAUGCAAGAAAGGUUUUCUACAAGCUUGGCAUUUGGGACGCCAUAUGACAACACACACCGGUAAUAAGCCGUUCAACUGUCCGGAAUGUCCGAAAUCGUUUGGCAGUCGAUUUGAGAUGAAGACACAUUGCAAUUACAUCCAUCGUGGGAUUAAGGAACAUGAAUGCAGCGUGUGUAAAAAGAUGUUUACGUUGCGUAGCAACUUGAAAGUGCACAUGCGCAAACAUACUGGCGAAAAACCGUACGAAUGUCACAUCUGCUUGAAGAAGUUCGGGCAACGAGGACAUCUUCAGUAUCAUGUUAGAAAACACACCAAUGCUGUCGAAAAAGAAGAGCAGAGAGACAAUCAAAGCAUUGAUUCGCUGUCUGAUCAGUGUUCACCAACAAUGGCUGACUAUAGAAGAAGAAGCGAAAAGGAGGAGAGCCAAGCCAAUUACGACAGCGGAGUUGAAGUUGAAUCCAUCAGUAGUGACAGAAGCUCUCCGAAACGAGUUCUAACAGAUCACUUUGACGAGACACCCAGGACAAGUCCUACACACAUUUCUCUGAAGAGGUAUUCAUCCUUGAAAGAAUAUGAACGAGAAUACAUAGCAGAAGUUCCAACCACGCCAUUAUCGGGAAGAAUGUUUGACCACACCAACCCACUCGAGUUGAAGCCUUUUGUGUGCGACUCGUGUAACUGUGGUUUUGCUGAAAUCAGCUCUUUGAGAGCACACGUGCGUCAUUCACAUCCUAAAAAAGGAAUCACCAUCGGAUCAUACUCCUGCGCUUACUGUAGCCAGUCCUUUGAAGAAAUUGAUCAUCUUAGAGAGCAUUUUCAGGUAAGACACAGAUUAAAUGAAGUUAUUACUAAUAAGCCUAUAUCACCCGUAAAAUCAUUGUUUAUUGGAGAGAAACGACGCAAUACACUGGAGGAGAGGCGGGAGGGUGCUUUCUAUCCAGUGAAACGAUCUCGCUCAGCACCUACCCAUUCACCAGAAUCAGCAUGUUUUGAUAUAACAUACGAUUGUAAGCCAGGAAGAGCUAUUACUGAACGAAGCUUUCAAGACACUGCGCUGGAGAGUUGUUCAUGUUGUCCAAAACCACGUGACAUGACGAAACACUUCUACUCAGGUGUUGUCCAGGAAAGAUAUCUGUAUUAUUUGGAACAGUAUCAGCGCUUGUUGGAAUCGCACGUCGAUUUGAUUGAUGCACUACAUGCAAAAUAAACGUUAAAUUUUAUUUUUAUUUUCAUUUUACUUCAGGUUUUUUCAUUGGCAGAGAAACUUGCCAGGUCACCUGUCAUCUUAUUGCAUAGAGUGGUUUUUUAUGU
Messenger RNA from Hydractinia symbiolongicarpus, 1905 nucleotides. RefSeq names its product zinc finger protein 436-like. Lineage: Eukaryota; Metazoa; Cnidaria; Hydrozoa; Anthoathecata; Hydractiniidae. Gene Ontology annotation, cellular component: nucleus. The transcript is spliced from 6 exons. The record is from RefSeq and is a predicted model, not a curated record. Bases 182 to 1801 code for a protein of 539 amino acids.